AACGGCGCUCAUCCUCUCCCGCUGAUGGACCCCCUCAUCCCUCACCCCAUUACUACCUGCGACCCGCGCGCCAUCUGUUAGAAGCGAAGCUCCCUAAUCAAUUCCUCCAGCCCGCCCAUUGAACCUGUAUAUCCUCCCUAGAAUCCUUGAUUGAGACCGUGUAUCCUCUUGAUAAAGAAACCUUGGCGGGGGAGGACGAGCGUCGAUUCAAAGUAAGGAUUCUAUACUAAGUCUUGUAUAUUCCUUGAUUCAAACAUGGGAAAGAACACAAGCCGCAGCAGUUGUUGCCUUUGUGGCAAAAACAAGAAAACGCAUCCAGGGUUGAAGCUUCACGCAUUCCCCGAGAACGCUAAAAGAUGUUUGGAAUGGCAGAGGGUGUUGAAGGUGAAACUCGUGAAGAGGUCACAAGCCAUCUGUGGGGACCACUUUGAUGCAAAGUGGAUCGGGACCAAAGGGCAGCUACUUUCCAAUGCUGUCCCGACCCCCAUAGAUGGCUGUGAAGAAGACGAUGCCUCUUACACGGAAUAUUAUGAAGAUGACAUCAUCGAUGCCCCUGAGAUGAGGAACGCAAGCCUCGUUUCAAAAGAGCUGCCAUUCAAUCAGAAAUGUUCCACAAAUGAUGAGCACCUGGUCCCUCAGGCUACACAGUGCCACACCACAGGUGAUCAUGAAAAUGAGCCAGAAGACACUGAGUAUAGUUCAGAUGAUGAUCUUGCUUUCUGGCAAAAGAUGAAAAAACGUUCAAAACAAAGGCUCAAAAAGUCAUAUAGAAAAAAACUUUUCCACAAGUAUUUUCCAGAUCAGAGUAGUUCAAAAAACUCUCCUGUGAACAGUCAGAAGGAUCAAAAUUCACUAUCGACAAAAGAAGGCAACAAGACAUCUAAUAAAGUGAGCAGUGUUGUGAAGGGAUCAGAAGAUGAUUGGAUAACUGAUGAUGAAGAAGAUGAUGAAGAUGAUGAAAACAUAGACUUGGCCUUCAAGAGAGAGUGGGAAGAGAAACGUCUUCCACCUAACACUAAGGAGAAGAACUUUGUAUGCAGCAUUUGUGGAAAGGCAUAUUCAAAGUCCAGUUUCUUGAGAACACAUAUUGUCAGAAAGCACAAAGAACAUGAGGAAGCCAAGAGGUACCCACAUUUUUGUCAACAUUGUAGGAAAGUUUAUCUCAGAGAGAAAGACCUGAUGAAACACAAACAGCAGUUCCGUGGGCCGUGUGAAAUAUGUGGAGUGGUGCUGGGAUGCAGUGAUCUGUUUUGGGUACACAGAAGAGAUCAUGACAGCAUAUGUAAAGUGUGUAACAAGGAAUUCACAAAAAUGUCUUCAUUAUACAUCCACAUGAAGAUAGAACACUCAGAAAAUCCAUUAUCUUGCUCAGUCUGUGAUAAACGAUUCCAUUGUGAAUCCGUAUUGAAGAGGCACAUUACAAACAUACAUGAUAAUCUUACACUACAAAAAAUAAUAACCAAAUGUGAUAAGUGUGAUUUCUCAGCUAAGACACAAAGGGCUCUAAGAAUUCACCAGGGUUUGGUCCAUCGCCUAAAACCUAAUUUGUUUACCUGUAAGAAAUGUAAAAAGACAUUUAGCACUCGAGUAACUUAUAAGAAUCACGUUGCCACACACAGAAAAAGAAGCAUUAUUUGUCCUUUGUGUUCUAAUAAAUUUACAUCAGAGGAUGAAUUACAAACACACACAGUAUCUGUCCAUGAAGUUUCUGAUAGUGUAGGUAGAGGUAAGGAGACACUAUCAAGCCAUCUAGAUAGCAGCCAUUUGUCACAGUAUGCAUGUGGCUUUUGUAACAUAACAUUGGUUAGUAAUGAAGACAUAUCUCAGCACAUGCACAAGUAUCAUGACAUGGACAUAGAUUCUCCCAGGGAAAUAAGACUACAAAUUGAACGUGUCCGUCUUUCAGAAAUUGAUAAAAAUGCUAAAGGUGUGAGGAUUGUAGGCAGUGAGGAGACAUACCCUCAGGAGCUAGACAAACCCACACACUUUGGCAGCUCCAGUGAUAAGUUAUCUUUGCUUGUGCCACCCAGUGCAAUGCCUUUAAAUGUGAAUGUGGUGGAGGUUAAUGGAGUGCAGUACCAUGUUGUCAGGAAAGAGCAGCAGCAUUAAUCUCCUGUGCUAAUGUAGUGUAUCAUCCAUUUAUCAUUUUAACCCUUACAGUGUGAGAGGCAGGAUUGUGGCUUUUUAUGGCAUGCCACUCCACGACCGAUUGUGGCUUUCUUCAUAUACCAUGCAUAUUUUAUAACACACAAGUUGUUUAUGCUUGAGGCUGUGUGUCAUACAUCAAGCCCAGUCAUUGGUCCUUUGUUUCCAGCGUAAUGGAUACUUGGCCAAUCAUGCCCCAACUUUUACCAUGUUUUGUUUAUGCUGAGUCUCCAGAUCUUCCCACCUAGAGUACACUUUAAUGAUGGGAGUUUUAGUUUAUUACUUUUGAUCAAUUCGUAGGAAAGACAGCAGAUGUAUAUGUAUUUCUAUGAGUAAACAAGUGCUUCCGGCACAUUAAAUGAUGCAUAAUACUUGAUUGUUAUUUUGUUUUGAAUGAAUGAGGCAAGAGUGAAUUGAGCAGCAGUUAUGUGUGUUACAAGUGUGAGGUGACACUGGAGGUUUCUGAUCUAAAGGAAAUUAAGUGUGAUGAGGAAUAUGUCACGGAUGACUUAGCUAUCCAUGGAAUACAGUGAUGAUGAUUCUGCUGUGCUUUAAAGAAAUAUUGUAACCUUCCAAAUGGUAUGUAACCAUUUGUUAACUUAUGAUUAUACCAUAGCAAAGAGCAACUCUUAAGUUUCAGUUCAUAAUUGUGCUAAUCUUUGUAAAUGUGAUAUGACAACUCUAUGGUAAGAAAGGGAACACCUGUUAAGAUUGAUCACCAACUUCUUAUGUAACUCAAAACCAUCCACAAAUCGUAUCAUGCACUAAAAGGCCUUAAAAUGCUGUCCAUCAGCCCUCUUGUCCCCUUGUCUGCAAGUAUGUGAAAUAAAGAAUAUUAUUUGAUU
Messenger RNA from Portunus trituberculatus (swimming crab), 2990 nucleotides. RefSeq names its product zinc finger protein 888-like. Gene Ontology annotation, cellular component: nucleus. The record is from RefSeq and is a predicted model, not a curated record. The transcript has 6 exons. Gene Ontology annotation, biological process: regulation of transcription by RNA polymerase II. Bases 256 to 2109 code for a protein of 617 amino acids. NCBI's taxonomy places the organism in Eukaryota, Metazoa, Arthropoda, Malacostraca, Decapoda, Portunidae. Gene Ontology annotation, molecular function: DNA-binding transcription activator activity, RNA polymerase II-specific; RNA polymerase II cis-regulatory region sequence-specific DNA binding.